Messenger RNA from Aricia agestis (brown argus), 3564 nucleotides. RefSeq names its product chondroitin sulfate synthase 1 (gene Chsy). The transcript is spliced from 6 exons. The record is from RefSeq and is a predicted model, not a curated record. Gene Ontology annotation, cellular component: Golgi cisterna membrane. NCBI's taxonomy places the organism in Eukaryota, Metazoa, Arthropoda, Insecta, Lepidoptera, Lycaenidae. Bases 580 to 3177 code for a protein of 865 amino acids. Gene Ontology annotation, molecular function: glucuronosyl-N-acetylgalactosaminyl-proteoglycan 4-beta-N-acetylgalactosaminyltransferase activity.
UCAAAAUAUAUUGUAGUGAAAUGUUUCCGCUACUUCAGACAAUGCCCGCUCGCAAGAAGUGAGAACGGCUCAUUGUGUGUCUCGCCGGCUUGCGCGGCGCGGCCCGAUGAAUGGGCCGAGCUCAUUUGAAUCCAGCUCGUAUUAUUAGCUGCGAUAAGGACGGAAUCGCCGUUAUCGCGCGAGGGAACGAGACGCGAUAUUGCGCGGACAGUCCGAAUUACCGCUGCUUGAGUUUUGUUUUGAGACGGUCCAGUUUAGCCGCGGGCGGCGCACGAGUCGAACGCGUUUGAUGUACCGCCCCGUCGUAAAAUGUACGACUCGAAUUUCGACACACGUCGCACCUCGCCGCACUCGCUCCCUCGAUAACAUCUGCAAAUUCGAUAGUUAGCUCGUGACACCGCGAUAGUGGUAUUCGAUUUCGCGUGACGUGACAUUACGCCAGCCAUGUGAUCCGUCGAAUAUAAAAGCGGGUCGCUAAGCCUCACCCCGACAAAAAAGGGAUAAAAAGACUAUUCUUGGAAUGCACACAUGUGUUCGGGUAGCAGUGGGAGUGGAGUUUAUUGAGGCAGUUCUCUCAAGAUGCCGCGAAGGGGUAAAUGGAUGCAUCUCGCGGCGGGGAUCGUGGCCGGAGUGACCCUUGGUGUUUUCCUCAAAUUGUGCUUAAGACCCUCGUCUAGGACUUCCAUAGAAGCGUGUCCCGAUGCCGCAAAACUGUAUGUGGCUCCGGACCCAGUCACGGUGAUAGGGUUGAGGCCGGACGAAACGGUAGAAAAUUCCAACAGUACGCUAGUGUUUGUAGGUGUUAUGACAGCGGAACAAUAUUUAAAGACUAGAGCUAAAGCAGUAUUCGAAACGUGGGCGAAAGAUUUGCCGGGGCGGAUUGCAUUUUUUAGUUCCGAAGUUUCCCGAGCUCCCGGGCUGCCUUUGAUCCCUCUCAAGAACGUGGACGACAGCUACCCUCCUCAGAAGAAAUCGUUUCUUAUGCUACUGUACAUGUACGAAAAGUAUGGCGAGAGGUUCGAGUGGUUCAUGCGUGCCGACGACGAUGUUUACGUUAGGGGGGACAAGCUGGGGGAGUUCCUUCGGUCGGUGGACAGCACGAAGCCUCAGUUUAUAGGGCAGGCGGGUCGCGGCACGAGCGCCGAGAGGGACGCGCUGGCCUUGGACUACAACGAGAACUUUUGUAUGGGCGGGCCGGGGGUGCUCAUAUCUCGAGAGACCUUGAGGAGGGUGGCCCCCCACGUGAAGUACUGUCUGAAGCACCUGUACACCACUCACGAAGAUGUGGAGCUCGGCCGCUGUGUGGCCAAAUUCGCCGGCGUUUCCUGCACUUGGAGCUAUGACAUGCAGACAAUCCUCCACCACAAUAGCAGCGGCAGCGCGGCAUACACGGGCCGGCUGAAGCGGCGGGAAGUGCACCGAGCCAUCACCCUACAUCCCGUCAAGGACCACCGCCAGAUGUACCGCCUGCAUACGUAUUUCAAGAACCUUCGCAUCCUGGAUAUCCGAGAGAAGUCUCUAGACCUGCACCGCGACAUCGCCUCCUCGCUCCACGAGCUGGGUGUCCACGGGGAUGACGUCACCAGCUACGUGCUGCCCGGCAACGUCUCCCUGUUCCCCGUGAAGAUGGGCCAGCCGGGAUAUCUGGGGAACAAUCGGAUUUUAGGAGCUCCAAUAGAUUUCAAUCGUUACAAAGCGGACACCAUCGAGGAUAUCAUUCCCUUCGAUUUCAUCAGCAAAUCCAUCUACUCCGUCACUCACUCCAACCCCAAGAGAAGAAUUGAGACCCCUUUAAAAGAAGCUCUCGAUGAUGUGAUUAGAGAGGUGAUGGAGAUAAUCAACGCGCCGUCCCGUCAGCGCGGGCGCGUGAUCGACUUCAACGAGCUGCUGUACGGGUACACGCGGCUGCAGCCGCUGCACGGCGCCGACCACGUGCUCGACCUGCUGCUGAAGUACCGCCGGUACCGGGGGCGCAAGAUGACGGCCGCGGUGAGGCGGCACGCGUACCUGCAGCAGAGUUUUACUGCCACCGAGAUUCGUGAAAUCCCAAUGGGGGAGCCGCCGCCGACGGAGGAUCCAGACAUCACCGAGCAGCUCAACGCCAAAGGGAUCAACUAUCAGAACGACUUCGAAGACUUCGACGAGUCCAACCAGCAACAGAACACUUUCCUGGACUUCGGGCGACUGAACAUGAAGGAGGCGCUAGAGAAUAGCCUAAUGAAGAUACAUGAAAACUUGCCAAACGUACUGAAAUGGAGCGACAACGACUACGAGUACCCCAUAUACGAUAGACGGAUACACUUCAUACUGCCGCUGAUGGGACGACAUCAGAUAUUCACCCGCUUCAUGAAGAAUUACGAAGAUGUAGUCCUGAAAAGCGACGAAGCGGUCACUCUGAUAGUCGUACUAUACAUAGAUAGCAAAAAUCCACUAGACUAUAAGAACACUGAAGCUUUAAUUGAGCACUACAAAGGAAUUUACGGGAAAGGAAUCAUCGUUAUAGAGAAGGGCUCGACGGUGUUCUCCCGUGGUGCAGCUCUAACAGAGGGGCUUAAACUGUGCGCAGACGACGAUCUAGUCUUUUUUAUCGACGUCGACAUAAUGUUCAACCACAACACGCUCAGGAGGAUCAGAAUAAACACAGUGAAAUACAACCAAGUUUACUUCCCCAUAGUGUUCAGUGAGUACAAUCCCGAAGUAGUCUUCGGGGAUGACUUCAACAAAUUCAAGUUCGAACCCCUAGUGACGGAUACUAAUCUAGGCAAAUAUGUAGACAGUGAUAUCGCGAAAACGGACAGGGAGCUAGUUAACCUAAAAUACAGUAAAGAAAUAAGGGACAAUUACGGUUACUUCCGAGUGUACGGUUUCGGUAUCAUGGGUAUAUUUAAGUGUGACCUUUUGAGAGUGGGCGGCUUCGAUUUGAGCAUCAAGGGGUGGGGUUACGAAGACGUGCAGAUGUUCGAGACGCUCAUCAAAUCGAACUUAACGGUGUACAGAAUAGCGGACGAGACUCUAGUGCAUAUUUUCCAUUCGGUGGAUUGUGAUAAGAGCUUGGAGAAGAGUCAGUUUCAGAUGUGUCUGGGUACCAAGGCCUCCACGUACGGCAGCCAGAGACACAUGAACUAUUACAUGCUGAACCAUCCAGAUGUGUUGUGGCCCGAGAAGGGUGCUAGCUAGUACAGGGUUUGGAUUAGGGUUGUUACAAUUUUGUUUUGUGCGGAAACGAGCCAAUUUCGUAAGUUAAUAAGAUGUGAUGGAAGUUGCUUCCUUUAUUCCUUCUUUUCCGAAUAUUUUGUAGCUAUCUUUUAUAAGCUAUUGGCUCUUAAUUAAUAGUCGCGUAGAGCUAAAAAUUAUUCCCAUUGGCUCGAAAACUUCACUAGCAAUAGUUUUAUUAUAAAUAGUGAUGGGCCUCUCAUGUAUCGAUUCAAAUUGAAGGAUAUUAUUGCAUUGUUAAGUAUUUGUUUUACAUCACUGUCAAGUACAGCUGUACAUAGUUUGUAACAAAUUAAAUGAUAUUAAUAAUGUACUCGUAGAUUGCAUUUCAUGACAUUUUUAUAAUAAUUG